ACGGAAGGCCUGGUGGCGGGGCGAAAGGAAAGGGGGCGGAACGAGCGUCUUGGGCGGAGGCCGAGGGCCGGUGGCGGCGUGGAGGCGGCGAGGCCAUGGCGGGCGAGAGCGGCGGCGAGGACUACGAGGUGUGGGUGGCCCUGCACGGGCCGGCGCUGCGGGCCGCCGGGGUGCCCCCGCGCUACUGGACACGCCUCCUGCACAAGCUGGAGAACGAGGUGUUUGACGCUGGAGAGGUGUUUGGGAUCAUGCGAGUGGAGGAAGGUGAGGAAGAGGAGGACGGCAUUGAAGAGGAGCAGGAGCAACUGAGGAAAAAGGCAAACCCAGGAACUGAACUCUGUUAUAAGGUCAUCGUGACGAGAGAGGAUGGACUGCAGGCAGCUGAUCCCAACAGCGUCUUCCUGGUAGACCACGCCUGGACGUACCGCGUGGAGCAAGCCCGCCCGCAGCUGCACCAGGUGCCCGGGUUGCUCCAGCGCAUGGCUGGUCUCAUGGGGGCCGAAGUGCACGGCGAGGUCCCGGACGAGGCAGCCGUGGAGCACGUACUAGAGGAGAUGUGGAGGUUCAACCAGACGUACCAGCUGAACCAGGGGUCAGCCGAGGAGCAGGUUCCGGUCUGGUACGUCAUGGACGAGUUUGGCUCCCGGAUCCAGCACUGUGAUGAACCGAGCUUCGCCACGGCCCCUUUGUUCUACGCCCCGCAGCAAGUGGCCUACACUGUGCUGUGGCCCUUGAGAGACCUGGAGACUGGUGAGGAAGUGACCCGGGACUUUGCCUACGGAGAAAGGGAUCGUCUGAUUCGAAAAUGCAUGUUGAUGCCAUGGCUUCCCGCGGAUGUGUCGGACAUUGACGUGACCACGCCUGAGCCGCCCGAGGCACACUUCCAGGCGAUUCUGGAGGAGAAUCAAGAGACGCUCCCGACUGCCAUCAGCCCGCCGGUGUAUCCUGCCACCAAGGUCUUCAAGGUGUUCACCGAUCUUCAGCAGGUGCGUGACAACUUGACCCACCCCCGUUUUCAGCUCACCAGCUCCAAGGCCGAAGCAGACAUCCUCUACACCUUCUCCCACUUCAAGGAUUACAGGGCGUUGAGCGAGGAGCGACCUGAGGUGAUGCUGAACCAGUUUCCAUGUGAAAGCCUCCUGACGGUGAAGGAUUGUCUGGCUGCAGUGUCCAGGCGGGUUGGGGGGCCCGAGGGACCAUUAUGGCUACCCCGAACAUUCAACCUCCGAACAGAGCUGCCCCAGUUCAUCAGCUACUUCCAGCAGCGAGAAAGGCGGGGGGAUGAUAACCACUGGAUCUGCAAACCAUGGAACCUGGCUCGGGGCCUGGACACCCACAUCAGUCGCAGCCUCAACUGCAUCCUCCGGCACCGGGAGAGCACGCCUAAGGUGGUGUGCAAGUACAUCGAGAACCCCGUCCUUUUCCGCCGGGACGACGUGGGGCUGGUCAAGUUUGACAUCCGCUACAUCGUGCUCCUGCGCUCCGUGCAGCCCCUCCGCCUCUUCGCCUACGACGUCUUCUGGCUGCGUUUCGCCAAUCGAGCCUUCGCCCUGGACGACCUGGAUGACUAUGAGAAGCAUUUCACCGUGAUGAACUACACGGCUCCCGCGGCCUUGAAGCAGGUGCACUAUGACGAGUUCAUCCCACUGUUUGAGGAACAGUUCCCAGACCAUCCCUGGCCUGCUGUGCAAGCAGAGAUCUUCCAGGCCUUUGCGGAACUGUUCCAAGCGGCUUCCUGCCGGCCGGCCCCCCUGGGCCUCGCUCCCUACCCCUCUUCCCGAGCUGCCUACGCCAUCGACCUCAUGCUCAAAUGGGACGUUCGUGAAGAUGGUGAACGGAUUAUGCAGCCUCAGAUCUUGGAGGUGAACUUCAACCCCGACUGUGAGCGUGCCUGCCGCUACCAUCCCACCUUUUUCAAUGACGUCUUCAGCACCUUGUUUCUGGACGAAACCGAAGGGUCACACGUGACCCAAGUCAUCUAGGCCUCGGGUCCACCGCACCCCAUCCAUCUGGGACCAAUGGUUGCCCCAUGGCUCCAGCUGGGGGAGCGAGCUGGUGGGUGGCUACAGUGCAGUUCCUCUGCUCCCUGCUUGCUCUGGGCUCCACGUCCUGCCUUGUGCUGACCAGAGUCUCAUGCAGGACUUCCAUGGUGAGAAAAUGAACCCGAGUCCCGAGUCAUGCGCUCUCGGGCUCGCUGUCCAGCAGUGGCUGGCACGGGCUGGCUCCGUGACACUCCGGGCCCACAGAGCGGCCCAGUUUCCCAAGGCGUUCUGUGAUGAGAAUCGCCCACCAAACACUAAAGCCCCUUGGCCACAA
This is a messenger RNA of Ornithorhynchus anatinus (platypus), 2316 nucleotides long. It is a transcript of the gene TTLL12, whose product is annotated as tubulin tyrosine ligase like 12. The record is from RefSeq and is a predicted model, not a curated record. Lineage: Eukaryota; Metazoa; Chordata; Mammalia; Monotremata; Ornithorhynchidae. Gene Ontology annotation, biological process: protein modification process. The transcript has 14 exons. Bases 96 to 1982 code for a protein of 628 amino acids.